UGGUCUAUUUUAAUUAUAUAUUUAUGUUAAUUUCAGGUGAAGUGAAGAGAAAUGGAAGUCAUUAAUUUUAGAACCGUUAUUGUGCCCGAAGAGAAAUAUGCCACAGAUGAUGACAUAGCGAAGAAAUUUAAGACAUAUCUCGAACAGCUGACAUUUCACUUUGAAGCAUGUGGUCUGAUGGACGUCAGUCUCAGCUUUUUGAAAGUGAAAAAAUCUGAAGAAGAAGAUACCCCAGAAAUAGAAGAACUUAUCAUUCAAGUUUCUGCCAAGUGUUUGCUAAGAGACCAAAAUUGGGUGCACUACUGUCGACAGUUGCGCAGUGAAUGGAAGAACUUAUUUUAUCCAAACCCCACCCCAAUUUUGGCUUUUUAUGAAAGCAAAUCUUUCAGCUCCUCACGCAAGCAUUCUCACGUAUACACUGCAUACAAGACUAUUAGUUUUGGAAUUUUACCACAUGAUGGAGCCUUUCAUCAGUACUCCUCACUGGAGUCAGAUCAGAGUUUAGACUCUCACCACGUGAAUUUUUAUCACGAUAGUCGGUCUGUUACUAUAAAAUACGAAGCUUGGGAAUUAGUUUUCCCUUACAGUAAUAUUAAAAAUGUAUUUGUCAAUAUCGAUUCGAAUUCUCAUGAAAUAUUUUUUGAUUUGUGCAACCCACCUCUUAUUUUUGAAACUGAACAACGUUACAGUAAAUAUAUAGGAAAUUAUCAAAUAAGACACAGAUCUGCUACCAUUACGACUGGUCCGAGCUGUUGGGUUAGAAGGAGGAAUAAUAAUUAUUUGCCUGUCGGCGAAAGGAGAGCAUUAUUUGACGUUGAAACGCUUGGAAAAGCUACGGUUAUGAAACUAUCAUUUACAAAUGCUAUCGUCGUUGAAGAGAUCGUUAGCAGAAUUCAUGCCAGGUGCGGUGAAAAACCAAUACAUUAUGCCUACAUUGUUACUAAGCAGAAAGAAAAACCUGACAUUCCUGACGUCAAUUGGAAUCAUUUCGGAUCUACAUACAUGAUAACAUCGAUUUUUAAAAGAAGUUUUACAGUUCCUUCUCAAACAUCCAACAUACAUACCUCUCUACGUGUUUUAGAAAAAUUUUCUUUGCAAAAUGGAGAUUGUCUCGAAAAAGCAUUAACACUCGUCUUAUCGACUUUAGAAUCAGGGAAGAUCAUGAACUAUUGGCACGCCAUUGAGCGACAAUAUUACUUUUAUCUUAAUCACAAAGAUGAAAUGGAUUACAUGCACUAUAUCGUGCCCGAGAAGUGCCGAUUAAUCCGUCGCAUAACUGUGACACCCACGCGUCAAUUGCUUUGGCCACCUGAAAUUAUGUUCGGUAAUAGAGUUUUGAGAAAAUUUGAUCCAGAAUACGCCAUUCGGGUAUCAUUUAGAGAUGACGACAAUUCUCGAUUAAGUUUCAACGCUGCAAAUGCUGAGCCAAAUAUUUUGGAAUACUCGAUCCGUAAACCAAUGUCUACAGGAAUACUCAUUGGAUCUCGCCACUAUGAGUUCCUGGCUUGGUCUAAUUCCCAGAUUCGUGAUCAUGGCAUAUGGACAUACGCUAGAGAUACUGAAGGUAAUACGGUUCAGCAUAUCCGAUCGUGGAUGGGAGAUUUCUCUCACAUUCACUCUGUUCCCAAGUAUAUGGCGAGAAUGGGGCAAUGUUNUUUUGUGCGCAAUGUUCUGGGCCAUGAUAAACUCUGCAGUGCAUUCCAGAUACGGUAUGGUGGCUAUAAAGGCAUGCUGGUAGUAGAUCCUACCUUAAAAGAUGCGGACAUAGUGUUUCGAAAGAGCAUGAAAAAAUUUGAUUCCCCUCAAAAUCAAAGAUUGGAAAUCGCUAAAACAAGUGCUCCAAUCAGCCUCCAGUUGAAUAGACCAUUCAUUACUCUGCUGAAUGACUUGGGAGUGCGUCACAGGACAUUUUUGAGACUGCAAGAAAGUAUGCUCCGCAAUUUGACUGACAUGCUCUUCGAAGAGGAACAAGCUGCCGCAUUUUUGGCUUCCAAAACACCCUCGGAGAUUUUUAAGUACAAAGAAAUAUCUAAAUCUGGAAUUUUUCUUACGACAGAACCUUUCUUUAGGUCGCUGUUGCUCGCUCUUCAUCGUCAUCACGUUGAGAAUAUCAAAAAAAGAGCAAAUAUUAUAAUUGAUCCCAGCCUUGGACGAAAUAUGUUGGGGGUACUGGAUGAAACAGGAUUGCUUCAAGAAGGGGAAGUAUUUGUUAAGUAUACAAAAGAUAUUUCAAAAGGUGAAACAACACACGAUACAGUCAUAUUAAGAGGUGAAGUGUUAGUGACCAAAAAUCCAUGUGUUCUGCCUGGAGAUGUGCGGAAGUUCACUGCUGUUGAUAGAGCUGAAGUAACACGAAGACUAGGACAUAUUGUGGAUUGUAUUGUAUUUCCUCAGAAUGGAAGGAGACCUCAUCCUACCGAAAUGUCUGGUUCUGAUUUAGAUGGGGACGAGUAUGCUGUUUUGUGGUUUAAAGAUUUGAUUUUCCAUGCCGCCAAUCACCGGCCUGGUCAUUUUCCAAGUGCUUCCAUUCCAGACAAGGCAGUUAUUACUGUGAAUGACAUGAUUGAGUGUUUAAUCAACUACAUAAAAAAUGAUCAAGUUGGAACAAUUGCGAAUGCACACCUUGCUCAUGCUGACCGAGAUGAUAUUUUCUCCGAAAUUUGCAUCGAUAUAGCUAAGAAGUAUUCCUAUGCUGUCGAUUUUGCCAAGACUGGUGUGAGUAAAAGUUUAGAUCAAGAAGAACGUCCAAACGUUUUUCCUGAUUUUAUGGAGAAGCACCACAAAGAGACGUACAAAUCAAAGAAGGCACUUGGAAAAAUGUUCCGUGUGGUUAAAGACUUCGAGUCCGAGAAUGAAUAUGCUAGCAUUACGUACCGCGAUGUACUGGUAGACCAAGAUUUAAUAUUUCCCGGAUGGGAAAUAUAUAGAGAAGAUGCUGUCAAGUCAAGGAACAAGUUCAACACGUUACUCAAAACUGUACUAAGAAACUACGGAAUACAACACGAAGCAGAAGUAUUUUCUGGUGCCUUCACAAACCUACAUUGCCGAUUCCAGGAGAGAAAAGACAAAGCAGAAAUUGAAAAAAUUGUUGUGCGAUGCAUCAAGAGACUAGCUAAAAGUAUGCGAGAGGAAUUUUUAGAAGAAUUCAAGGAGUACAGUAAUAUCAACGAAGCUUACCUAGGUAUGUUACGCAAAGCUUCAGCUUGGUAUGUUGUUACAUAUCGUGAUGGUGAUGGAAAAAUCCUGAGCUUCCCAUGGACGGUAUCCGAUUACUUGGCAAACAUUAAAGUUAAAAAAGUGCCUACUCAAGAGUCAUUGUUUUCACCAAUUGUUGCGAAAAUGGACCAGCAAAUUAAAUCCGCAGAUUCUCAACGAUGGUUACCCAAUUUCUCGGAAUCGAAUGAAUGGAAUCAAUAUAAUUAUCUGUGUGGUGAUCCCAACAUUGUCAAAAGCGCUCUGCGUGUGUUGAUAUUAUGGGCUGAAGACGAAGACAUAAUUGAAAAACCUGGUGGAAGAGUGGAGGGACUCAUGUUCAAGAGUAGUUUUAUUAAACUUUUCCUUCAUGUUGCUGAAGUUUCGCAAUAUAUAAUUAAAAAAGAUAAACAAUAUGACAUACCAAAGGGAAAACUUUUUUCCCCCGCUUCCUUAUGCAUUGAAUUUUGGAGAUUUUGUGUCAAGUUGCGAUUUUAUAAUAAACGUGAAGUACUUGAAAUCAUACCCUUCCAAGUGUACAAAUAUGGUACUCUUUCUAAGCGAGCUGUUGUGACCUAUCACAGAUUUGCCGUUUUGGGGGAAUUCGAAAAUUUGUACUUUGAGUCUGGCAUGACCCAUGAAAAGAUGGAAAUGAAACCAUUAAAUAUAAACAACAAGGUAUUUCUGCGAUCUCCGAUUGACGAAAAUUCACUGAAAUUGGCUGCAGAAACUUUGGUGAAGUAUUCUUCCGCGGAUAACGUGGAAUUGAGGGAAAUUUUACAGAAUAAGAAAGUUCUUGUGAGUGCAAGAGGCACCGAACAAUCGUUAAAGACAUUAAAAAGUAUUCUGAACAAAAAACAAGUUUUUAUAGCUCAGUUAUUUAAAACUGGUAUAAUGCCUGAAUCCUGAACUUAGACAACAUUCAUCAGAUCACGGAUACAUACAUUACUCUUCAGGAUUUUGUGAACGUGUUUAUUUUAUGCAUAUCAAAAUGUUCAAGUGCAAUAAUUUCGCUCAACUAAAAGCAUGAUAAUAUUUCUUCAUAUUCACAAAUUUUAAUACUUGUUCUUUUCUUUUACCAUGCCAUCCGUUCUUUAUUUUGUACGAAAUUUUUUUAAACAAAAAACCUAUUAAACUUUUCUUUAUAUCCGUAA
Parasteatoda tepidariorum (common house spider) is the source of this 4346-nucleotide messenger RNA. Lineage: Eukaryota; Metazoa; Arthropoda; Arachnida; Araneae; Theridiidae. The record is from RefSeq and is a predicted model, not a curated record.